Stylophora pistillata is the source of this 864-nucleotide messenger RNA. RefSeq lists its product as uncharacterized. NCBI's taxonomy places the organism in Eukaryota, Metazoa, Cnidaria, Anthozoa, Scleractinia, Pocilloporidae. The record is from RefSeq and is a predicted model, not a curated record.
AUGGCAUUCAUAGCCACUUUUACAAAUCUCGAUGCCACUGGAAUGUAUGGUCCAACAACUCUAGGCAGUCAGUACUCAGGUCAGGACCAUGACGGACAAGUCACACUGUCCAGCGGUAUUCAACGAUGGACCGUACCGUACACUGGUGACUACAGAAUAAAAGCAAUUGGAGCAGCAGGAGGAUACGAUGUACAUCCUAAAAGCUCUCAGUACCGAGGUAGAGGAGCAAGAAUGAUUGGAACAUUCCGCCUAAACAAGAGCGAAGUCAUCCGGAUACUUGUAGGUCAAGAAGGAGGAAUAAACAAGAAGAACGAAUCCUCUGGAGGUGGCGGAGGUACAUUCGUAGUUAGAGGAGCCAACAUACCUUUGAUAAUAGCUGGAGGCGGAGGAGGGAUAGACUCUGUAAACUCAAGGCAUGAAGGAUGUGACGCCAGCACAAACGCAACAGCGAAUCCUGGGUACGAUUCCUGGUCAGGGGGGAACAAUGGACAUGGUGCGCAGACUGCUGACGAUGAUGGUAACUCAGGUGGUGGCGGUGGCGGGUUUUUCUCCAGUGGAAGAAGUGGAAGGAACUUUAAUGGAACCAUGGGAGAGGGUGGAGAAGGUGGUAAGGGAUUUCUUCAGGGAGGGGUGGGUGGAAGAGCCAGGUGUUACGAUAUCGAUGGUGGGUUUGGUGGAGGCGGUGGGGCUGAUGGAGAGUUAGGAGGAGGAGGAGGAGGAGGGUACUCUGGGGGAAGCAGUGGACAUGGUAAUUAUGAUUCCUGUAGGGGUGGGGGUGGCUCAUACAACGAUGGAAUCAACCAGGACAAUAAAUGUUGUUACAACAAGGCUGGUCACGGUCGGGUAAUAAUCACAUUACUAUGA